AAAUGCCACAGCCUCCUAACCGAGCUGUGCUGUCUCAGCCGUCCUCCGAAAGUGGGCUUUAUGGAUUUCCACAUCCUCCAGCUCUGACGCCAGUGUGCGACAAUGGCCCCCAACAGCAAAUUCCCCGAGAGACGGAAUCUCAGAAUACCUGGCCUACGCAAACUUACGUCUCAUUAAUGCCGUACAAGAGCGGACAGAAUCGACCGGAGAGUACUCAGACCGUGUUUGAGGAGGACAGCCCAUCGUGGCGUUUCUCCCGACAAUCUAGGCAGCUCCGAUCACCCAACCGAUCAGUACACGGAUUAGGAUCGCAGCCAGAGGUAAACGAGGUGUCGCCAGUGUCAUCAACUGUCUCUUCUCAAUGGCGACGUCGCGACCUACGGCCUCCUCCACUUCGAAUUCCACAGCAAUACGAGCGGCACCCGCCACUCCGGAUCCUUCUAAACCAAAUCGAUCCAGCGGGGGCCCGACCGGAAGAGUUCUCGGCUCCUUCAAGGUCGACACCCAAGAAGCCGACUUCAGGAGAAGUGACUCCGAUCCUAUUGGAUGCACUGGAUGCCAUUCCUGAAGAUGCACAGCACAGUUCCGCCAACUCGACGCUAAGCGGGCAGCCAUCCAUCGCAUCCACCCCGAACCGGGACUUUCCAAAAACCGAUCGGUACUCAACGGCCUCUGCGACAUCCAUCGACACCAACGAGUCGGACGAUCCGACGCCUCCAGAGGACGCGACCAAAAAGCUGUCUCCCGUGGAGGAGUCGCCGCUCAGUGCCGAGUCCCCAAUUCACGGACUACGGUAUCCCCGCGUCCCACGGGCAUCCAACCAAGCCGUGGCGCGAUCACCGCGGAGCCCCAAGGGCCAGACGGAGGGCGUGACGGGCUCUCCGACCAGCUGGGGACGACCAUCACCCAAGCACGAGCCCGACUUCCAGAUCGUAAAUCCAGGCACGUCAAGAACCCCGCCAAUUACACUCGAAAUCAGACAGGAAUCUUCACCACCAUAUCAUCACCGAGCCGGCACCCUGGGCUCCCCAUACCGGACUCCCCCUCGGAAUGCCGACGCCAGUAAUAAAACCCAGAAGCCGCAACAGGCAGCGUCCGGCCGCCGAUCCAGUCGAUCAGAGCCCGAACAGCAGUGGGCGGCGCCGUCGGGUCGCUCCCCAGCGGGCCCGGCACGCCCAUCGCCACGAACACCGCCCGGAAUGGCGGGAUUCCCAACGACUCCGAUGCCUAAAUUGACGCCGACGCGACGUGGGGACGAGCUCUACUUGAGCGUGACUUAGAGGUGGGGUACCGCUGCGAUAGCCUUGUAUAAGUACGUAGAACGCAUUCAUCCUUUUGCGCCUGGGCAUUUUCUUUUGUUUCGCUGCCUUUCUCCGGCGGUCAUUUUCUGGGGACAGGGAUUGUAUCACUAGCGACGCGACGGGCUUGGUCAACAUUCGUUUUUAGGCGCGGAAGAUACCCUAGGUCCCUAGCCUAGAGAGGAUUGGAUUGAUUGCCGCAUUAUUUGGAGCAUCGGGACGAAAUGGAAGAAUAGACAAGACAAACAACAUGAAGCUCUUUUGGCAUUCAGCCAGUUCCCAUGACCCCAAUGAUCCGACUGAUUUUCGAUGCCGAAUUGACAAUUGGCGGUGGAUUGACUGAUUCAGAAGCUCCUAAGCAACUGCAGGUGCUUAGUGAUGUGAUGUAAUAUUCCGACUGGAUCAAGAUGAUCGGGGUCCAUGAUCAGGACCAAUAUGGGAUGAUUAUCUCACCCCACGUCA
Messenger RNA from Eremomyces bilateralis CBS 781.70, 1760 nucleotides. RefSeq lists its product as uncharacterized. NCBI's taxonomy places the organism in Eukaryota, Fungi, Ascomycota, Dothideomycetes, Eremomycetales, Eremomycetaceae. The transcript has a single exon. Bases 177 to 1280 code for a protein of 367 amino acids. The record is from RefSeq and is a predicted model, not a curated record.